AUGUAUAAGAUGGACUACUCGUACCUCAACACCUACGACUCGUGCAUGGCCGCCAUGGAGGCCUCGGCUGCCUACGCGGACUUUAGCUCGUGCAGCCAGGCCAACGGCUUUCAGUACGGCAACCCCAUACGGACCAGCUUCGCGCCCAACCCCGCGUGCGCCCCUCUCACCUCCGCCAGCUGCACGCUAGGCGCACUCCGCGACCACCAGCCCACGCCGUACUCCACAGUGCCAUACAAGUUUUUCUCGGACCCCUCCGGUCUGAACGAGAAGAGGAAGCAGCGGCGCAUUCGGACGACCUUCACGAGCUCCCAGCUAAAGGAAUUGGAGCGCGUGUUCGCCGAGACGCACUAUCCCGACAUCUACACGCGCGAAGAGCUCGCGCUCAAGAUCGACCUCACCGAAGCUCGUGUACAGGUGUGGUUCCAGAACAGAAGGGCAAAGUUCCGGAAGCAGGAGCGAGCCGCCAACUCCAAGGCCUCUGGAGGCGGAGCCAACGGCACCAAAAAGGGCGUGUCCAGCUCGGACACCCGCGGCGGCCCCUCCUCCUCCGAUGACGACGAGUCAAAGGAGUCCUGCUGCAGCCCCACCCCUCCCGACAGUACCGCCUCUCUGCCAGGCGGGGGCAGCAGUAGCCUGAGCCUCAGCCCUCCACCAGGCCCAGGCCCCACCUCCGGCACCGCCCAGUCACUCUCCCAGGUCCUAAAGCCCGCCUCUUCCAUCUCCUCCACCUGGCCACCUCUCAGCCCUGUCCACACCAUCAGCAUAAGUCCCUCCCACAGCAACAUAAGCCCCUCCCACAACCCCAUGAGCUCCUCCCCUCACUCCCAGAGCCAGGAGCUGCUGAAGGUGUGGGGUGGGGGGGGGGGGGGAGGGGUUGGGUCGGGAUUGGGGGCGGGGCAAGGGUUAGGGGCGGGGCCAUUUGCCGGGGUGCUCUCCACGUUCCAGCGGAAACCCAACGCUCUCAAAGCCAACAUGUUCUAG
Molecule: messenger RNA, 984 nt
Organism: Engraulis encrasicolus (European anchovy)
Lineage: Eukaryota; Metazoa; Chordata; Actinopteri; Clupeiformes; Engraulidae
Gene: phox2a
Product: paired like homeobox 2A
Exons: 3
Coding region: 1-984 (327 amino acids)
Biological process (GO): regulation of transcription by RNA polymerase II
Molecular function (GO): RNA polymerase II transcription regulatory region sequence-specific DNA binding; DNA-binding transcription factor activity, RNA polymerase II-specific
Source: RefSeq, a predicted model, not a curated record